CUUCUCCCGAGGCCCCUCGGCACACAACGAAAACGGCCGCACAGGACGUCAUCUCCCACUCCACCCCGCCGUUCCCGCUCCUUCUCUGCCCCACCACGACUUGCGCAUGUCCGGCGCAAGGUAAGAGAACGUAAAUACCAAGGCGCGGGAAGCUUGAAAGCCACAGUAACAUUCGUCGUACCUUGCAGCUUACUUGUACAUCUCGUGUCGCACAACAUAAAUAUUUUGGGAAUACAAAUUAUCACUUACGUCCACACGCAUACUUACUAUCUUAUAACCCCUCUACACUUCCAAUUAUCACAUACACCUCUUAACCUACCCCGCCACCACCACUCACCAUCACCAAACCAACCAACCAAACCACCCACCAAACCACAGCAAUGGCACCUCUAACCCCCACCUGGGCCCAACCCUCCCACGGCUCCAUCCAAGAAGUCGUCAUCAACGAAGCGGCAUUCACCUCCAAGUCCCUCUCCAAGAUCAGCGUCGCGCCCUACGGCGUGUUCGCCAAGAUCGAUUUCCCUCCCGCCACGCCGGCGAGCGAACCCACCUAUGCGACGGUGCAGCAGGGGAGGGAUACGCAUUUGAAUCUGAAUAGCGAUUUGGUUUAUAUUAAUCAUAGUUGUGAUCCUAGUUUGAUCCUCGACAUCCCCUCCCUCUCCUUCCUCGCCGGCCCCCGCGGCCUCUCCCCCGGCGACGAACUAACCUUCUUCUACCCCUCCACCGAAUGGUCCAUGGCCCAACCCUUCACCUGUUUCUGCUCCUCCCCCUCCUGCCGCGGGGUAAUCAACGGCGCCGGUUCCAUGAGCCAGAAAUCCCUCGAGGGGAUCUACUUGAACGGGUAUAUCAGGGAUAUGCUUGCCGAGAGAUGGGCGAGGGAGAAUAAGAACGGGGUUAAUGGGGUGAAGAGCGAGGGAAAGGCGAGGGUUAAUGGGGAGAGGGGAGUGACGUCUAGGGAGUUGAGUGGGGAGAUGGGGGGCGAUACUGUUAGGGUUUAG
Molecule: messenger RNA, 998 nt
Organism: Pseudogymnoascus verrucosus
Lineage: Eukaryota; Fungi; Ascomycota; Leotiomycetes; Thelebolales; Thelebolaceae
Exons: 2
Coding region: 381-998 (205 amino acids)
Source: RefSeq, a predicted model, not a curated record